Molecule: messenger RNA, 1037 nt
Organism: Lactuca saligna
Lineage: Eukaryota; Viridiplantae; Streptophyta; Magnoliopsida; Asterales; Asteraceae
Source: the annotation of a GenBank genome assembly
AUGCUUCACACAUUGUGGUUUUUUGACAGGAGGAAAAAGAGGCUUGUAGAGGAGAUAAUUGAUGGAAAGAUUGUAUUAUCAAUGAGAGCUAUAUAUCAAUCUAAAGUAGGGCUUGGAAUUAUGGACAAAGGGGCAAAAGAAUUAUUACAGAGCAUAUCAGAAAAACAGGGAAAGAAAAUGAAUUCAGCUGAAUCUGCAAAAGAUAUACAACCAUUUCUUAAAUUCUUCAAGGAUCAAAUCAAUAUGGCUGAAGUUAAAUACCCUUUGGAUCAUUUUAAGACAUUUAAUGAAUUUUUUAUAAGAGAGUUGAAACCUGGAGCAAGACCAAUUGCUUAUGUAGGACGUGAUGACGUGGCAGUUUGUGCUGCUGAUUGUCGUUUAAUGGCAUUUAGAACAGCUGAAGAAAGUCUCAGAUUUUGGAUCAAGGGUAAAAAAUUCUCCAUCCGAGGUCUCCUUGGUAAUUUACCAUUCUCAGAUACUUUCACUGGUGGAACUUUGGUGAUAUUUCGCCUCGCACCACAGGAUUAUCAUCGUUUCCAUUUCCCAGUUUCUGGAAAGAUUGAGCAGAUUGUCGAUAUACCUGGAUGCUUAUAUACGGUGAACCCCAUUGCUGUAAAUAGCAAGUAUUGCAAUGUGUUUACAGAAAACAAACGUGCAGUUUCCAUUAUAUCAACUGCCGAUUUUGGAAAGGUAGCAUUUGUGGCAAUUGGAGCAACAAUGGUGGGUAGUAUAACAUUCACUAAAAAAACGGGAGACUAUGUCCAGAAAGGAGACGAGUUUGGGUAUUUCUCAUUUGGUGGAAGCACAGUCAUUUGUGUCUUUGAAAAGGAUUCGAUAGCUUUAGACGAGGACCUUUUGGCUUAUAGUGCAAGAUCAAUUGAAACCCUAGUUUCAGUUGGAAUGCAAUUGGGGGUAUCCCUAAAGAAACGCACACAACUUCCAUUGUCAACAUCAAACACCUCAUUUUAUGUUGAAACUGCAUGAUAAAAAAUUUAUGUUUAUGGAGAAUCCCAAAUUACCAUUUGCUCCCCAAAAUA